AUGGGCUACGAUCUGGAGAGGUUUGUGGGUUAUGUGAAUGAGGGUCUGCUCUGCUGUGUGUGUCGAGACGUGCUGGAACGCCCUCUCCAGGCUCCCUGUGAGCACGCCUACUGCAGCGCCUGCAUCAGUAGCUGGCUGCUCCAUCACCACUCCUGCCCUGAAGACAGACUCCCGCUGGACGUGAGCAGCCUCAAACCCCUCUACAGGUACAUGCGCAAUGACCUGAACCGCCUGCAGCUCCGUUGUGUGAACGCUGAGCAGGGAUGCGAGGUGGUUUGCACCCUGGAGAGCCUCCACACACACGAGGACGAGUGCGAGUUUGCCUUCAUCUCCUGCUCUAACACAAGUUGUCCCGUGCAGGUAGAGAGGCGGGGCUUGGAGGCUCACCUGUCAGAAUGUCAUUUCCGCAGCAGAGAGUGUCCCAACGGCUGCGGCCACGCGCUCCACUCCGUCGACCGGUUGCAGCACAACUGUGUAGCAGAGCUGCGUGCAGAGGUGGAGAUGAUGAGGGCAGAGAUGCUGUGUAAGGUGGAGGAGGUGAGGCGAGAGAUGGAGUCUCGGCUGGACUCGCAGAGGAGACACAUGGUGCAGAAAGAGUCGCAGCUGAAGAACGAGGUGGAGGAGCUCAAGGCUCAGUUAUCCCGUGUGAUGUGUGACAUGCGAGCCCUGUUGGGAGCAGAGCGUCUGAGGAGGCAGGAGCUGGCAGAAGCUGAACUCGAGAAGAGAGAGCUGUUGGAGCUCCUCAGAGACCUUCAGCCCACCAGGAAUCAGCAUCCUGCUGAGCAGCCAGCCAGGGAUCAUCUUCAGGGGGACCGGCAGACAUCAGGUUGGGAAGUGCACACCGAGCGGGCACGGCUCCAGCAGAGGGAGGCUUCGUUCCACGCCUCCUGUCUGUCGCUGCACUCAGCUCAGCCCACAUGUGCCCAAGGCCUGUCCCCGUCGCCUCAGCUGGGAGACGGGAUUCGCAAGAGCAGCACUCGGAGUCUGACUCUGGACCGCACCACGAGGAAGAGCCGGGAGGUGACAGUCAUCUGAACUCAGUCUACAACAAAUUGUUGAUGUAAACAAA
Nematolebias whitei (Rio pearlfish) is the source of this 1069-nucleotide messenger RNA. It is a transcript of the gene rnf41l, whose product is annotated as ring finger protein 41, like. Bases 1 to 1035 code for a protein of 344 amino acids. Gene Ontology annotation, molecular function: zinc ion binding. The transcript has 5 exons. The record is from RefSeq and is a predicted model, not a curated record. Lineage: Eukaryota; Metazoa; Chordata; Actinopteri; Cyprinodontiformes; Rivulidae.